Maniola jurtina (meadow brown) is the source of this 1631-nucleotide messenger RNA. Its product is annotated as G-protein coupled receptor moody-like. Lineage: Eukaryota; Metazoa; Arthropoda; Insecta; Lepidoptera; Nymphalidae. Bases 315 to 1616 code for a protein of 433 amino acids. Gene Ontology annotation, cellular component: membrane. The transcript has 3 exons. The record is from RefSeq and is a predicted model, not a curated record. Gene Ontology annotation, biological process: G protein-coupled receptor signaling pathway. Gene Ontology annotation, molecular function: G protein-coupled receptor activity.
GUUUACCACAUUCCUAAAAAUAUUUUCCUUGUAAUGAUAAUGAUAUUGUAAUUAGGUACUGUUGCAUUAAUUCAUAUAUACAAAAAAAUAUAUAAUCAUACUUACGAAUAAAAUAAGCAAACAUUUUGCCAUUAUUAGCGAGUCCUCCAUUAUUGUUUCUAAACCUUCAAUGAAUUAAAGUAGUGCCAUUGUCAGGCGAAACCCGUUGAAUAUCCAAAACUGAGUCAUUACGGGAACGGAUUCUAGGAAAAAGAUUCACCGCAAUGAUGUUUGUUAUAACUUAUAAACAUUCAUUUGUAGUGGAAUAACUGUGUAUGUAUGACGUGCGAAGUGCAGUUUUCAGUUCAGAAAUGGAAUCGAUUCCGAAUGUUUUGAUGAACAGUAGUGUUGUGACGGCGCUCUCCGACGCUGACUUGGCAGCCAUCGAGCUGUUCAAAGGAUACCCGGACGGACUGCUGAAGUUCGCGACAGCCUGCUGUGGAAUCUUCAUGGUGAUCGGCAUUCCUGGAAACAUUAUCACCAUAGUCGCGUUAGCUCGCUAUGAAAAGGUCCGCAACGCGACUGCAAUAUUCAUCAUGAACUUAUCCUGCUCGGAUCUGCUGUUUUGCUGCUUCAACCUGCCUCUGGCUGGUUCCACCUUCUUCAAACGGUCCUGGCCUCAUGGACAGCUUCUGUGCCGCCUGUUCCCGCUUGCAAGAUACGCCCUUGUGGCCGUCUCACUCUUUACCGUUCUUGCUAUUACAGUCAAUAGAUACGUUAUGAUUGCUCAUCCAAAAUUGUAUCCCAAGUUAUACAAAACUCGGAAUAUUUCAAUAAUGCUGAUCGCUAUCUGGGCGGUAUCAUUUGGAGUAGUGACGCCAGCCUGGUUCGGGAAAUGGGGUGUGUUUGGAUUAGAUACGAACAUUGGAUCGUGUUCAAUACUCAGUGAUCAAUGGGGACACUCCCCAAAGAAAUCUUUAUUUCUAACGGCAUUUAUACUUCCGUGUUUGGCGAUAAUACUCUGCUAUGCACGAAUAUUCUUUAUAGUUCGCAAAGCGACAAAGAAAUCUCUGCCUAAAGCUAAGAAAGCUCCAGCCUCAGAAGAAUCUUCAUCAGCAGAUGUAUCUUCAUCAGUAUCUGCAAGACUAACAACCGACAAUAGCAGUAGUUACAAUGUAGAACAAAUAAAUAACGCUCACGUUUCAUUUUCACAGAACGGUGUUGUAACACAGCCGCGUAUCACUACAUUUUCAGUAGAAACAAGAGAUGAAAUCGUUAGAUAUCCCGUAGAUAUCCAAAGUGAACCAGUUAGACUACGAAGAACUGCUUUGAGAAAGUCGAUGGCACUUUUGAAGAUUACGCUUCCAUCAAGGAAAGAUAGAAGAUUGGGAACAAUGAUCAUUGCCAUCAUGAUAUCUUUCUGUUUAUGUCAUUUACCGAUUACAAUAACUAAGGUUUUAAGAGAACUGAAUCCAUACCCAGCAUCUAAUAUUGCUUCGUACAUAUUGCUGUAUUUAUCGUCUAGUAUAAAUCCACUUAUUUACGUGUUGAUGUCAAGUGAAUACCGAAAAGCCUAUAAAAAUCUUUUUAGACGACGAAAUAAAGUUGCUAGAAUAUCGCUUAGAAAUAACAGGUAACUAACUAUCUAUAGU